AUGAAUCUAAAACUGGACAAGGAAAUCUCAAGAAGAGUGAACCAGACGUCCGAUAAUUCAUCUUUCUUACAAUUAACGCACAGAAAAUGGGUAGAUAAUUUGAGAUUAGCUGCAUUGAAUAGUAAUUUGAUACAAUUUAAUCUGUUAAAUCAAGAAUAUGAAAAGUGGUGUAUUAAAUAUGAUACAGACCAGUGGGAAAUCGAGUUACACGACUUAGAUUUUAGUGCAAAUUCAAGUAAUCAGUCAGUUGGAACUUUGAGUGGUGCAAUGAGAAACGUAAGAGGUGGCUAUAAAGGAAACUUCUUCGAUCCAAACUAUCAAAGAAAUAGACAAAAUAACCAACAUAUGUCAAAUAAUCAAAACUAUUUUGCUAAUUCAAAUUUCAAUAACCAACAUCGUAACAUGAAUAAUCACCCUUACCAUAAUUAUCACGGAGAAAGAGGAAAUUACGCAGGAGGAAGAGGAAAUCACUUUAAUAACUUCAACGGAAACGGAAGCGGUAGAGGAGGUUUCAUGAACCAAAACGGAAACUUUGCAAACCAGGGUGGAAGUUUUUCAAAUCAAAAUAAUGAGAGACCUGUGAUAGGUUAUGGGAGCUUCAAUAAAAACAUGGCAGUACGGAGCAAUAGUCAAAACAAACCGAGUGGUCCACCUGCAGCAUCAGGAUCAAAGUAA
Messenger RNA from Melampsora larici-populina 98AG31, 675 nucleotides. RefSeq lists its product as uncharacterized. The transcript has 3 exons. Lineage: Eukaryota; Fungi; Basidiomycota; Pucciniomycetes; Pucciniales; Melampsoraceae. The record is from RefSeq and is a predicted model, not a curated record. Bases 1 to 675 code for a protein of 224 amino acids.